AUGACGAUCCUUACAUAUCAAGGCGCUGCAAUGGCUAAAGCACUUGCUUCACAAUGGCCUGAAACAUAUCAUCCUUCGUAUGUGUGGCAUAUAUAUCAAAAUGCAGUGAAACAUCUUAGUGAUGCAUUGGAGAAAUUUAGUAGCUUUGCUAAAGAUUUUAGUAGUUAUGUUUAUGAUCAUGAUGAAGAGGAAGAUUUUCCAAAUGCAUGGGAUGGUGUGCUUGCAAAGUACAAUUUGGAAGACAAUAGUUGGCUACAUAGAGAAUUUGAAUUGAAGGAGAAAUGGGCUUUGAUAUUACUAGUUGAUAGACGCUAUGAGGAGUUGAAAGUAGAUUGCAAAGACAAUCAAAGUAAGCCAUCUUUGCCAGUUCUAGUGGAGAUAUUGAAGCAUGCAGUAGAUGUGUAUACUUUAACAGUUUUUAAAAUGCUUUCUAAUGAACUUUGGCUUACUUGGGAUUGUGAAUUGUAUACAACUGAAAUCAUUGGGAGUACUACUAGUUACAAAGUCAUUCCUCCAAGAAAACCUCAUGAUCAAACAGUUACAUUUGAUUCGUCAAAUUUGACAGCUAGUUGUAGUUGUAAGAAAUUUGAAUUUGUUGGUAUUUUAUCUACUCAUACUUUGAAGUUUGUCACAGUUUUUGCUGUUAUACUGCUUUUAAGAAGCUCUAGCUAUGUGGGAGGAACUUGGAAGUUGGGAAACAAAGACAGAAAUUUCAUAGAAGCAGCUGUAGAUGAAAAUGAUGUUGGGCCUAUGCAACAACAUUUGCUCUGGGCAAAAGUCUUCGGACACCAGACGAGUUUUAAUUACUAA
Theobroma umbraticum is the source of this 810-nucleotide messenger RNA. Its product is annotated as protein FAR1-RELATED SEQUENCE 7-like. NCBI's taxonomy places the organism in Eukaryota, Viridiplantae, Streptophyta, Magnoliopsida, Malvales, Malvaceae. The record is from RefSeq and is a predicted model, not a curated record. Gene Ontology annotation, biological process: regulation of DNA-templated transcription.